Messenger RNA from Mus caroli (Ryukyu mouse), 838 nucleotides. The record is from RefSeq and is a predicted model, not a curated record. NCBI's taxonomy places the organism in Eukaryota, Metazoa, Chordata, Mammalia, Rodentia, Muridae.
AGAUUGCUUUAUAAUUUCUUUAAAUACAUUUUCCAUCUCAAUUAAAACUUAUCUUUUUUCUUUUCUAGUACUUUUUCCAUUCCUGACACCAGUAUAUGAGAUGUUAAAUAUCUGCAUGUUCUCAAAGGAUUCAAUAGAAUUUUUCAAAAACUUUGUGGACAGAAUGAAGGAAACCUGCCUGGAUUCUAAGCAGAAGCACCAAGUGGAUUUUCUUCAGCUGAUGAUGAACGCUCACAAUAAUUCCAAAGACAAAGACUCUCAUGAAGCCCUUUCUGACAUGGAGAUCACAGCCCAGUCAAUUGUCUUUAUUUUUGCUGGGUAUGAAACCACCAGUAGCACACUUUCCUUCACCCUGUAUUGUUUGGCCACUCACCCUGAUAUCCAGAAGAAACUGCAGGAAGAGAUUGACGAGGCUUUGCCCAAUAAGGCACCUCCCACCUACGAUACUGUGAUGGAGAUGGAAUACCUGGAUAUGGUGCUUAAUGAAACCCUCAGAUUAUAUCCCAUUGCUAAUAGACUUGAGAGAGCCUGUAAAAAAGAUGUUGAACUCAAUGGUGUGUAUAUCCCCAAAAGGUCAACAGUGAUGAUUCCAUCUUAUGCUCUUCAACAUGACCCACAGCUCUGGCCAGAGCCUGAAGAAUUCCAACCUGAAAGAUUCAGCAAGGAGAACAAGGGUAGCAUUGAUCCUUAUCUAUACCUGCCCUUUGGAAAUGGACCCAGGAACUGCAUUGGCAUGAGGUUUGCUCUCUUGAACAUGAAACUCACUCUUACUAAAGUUCUGCAGAAUUUCAAUUUCCAGCCUUGUAAAGAAACACAGAAUUACAUGAAGAAGUCUUGA